UUACGCCACACCCACAGCACGCCACCGGGCCCCAGCAGCACUAGUCUGCCUGCCUUCACUUCUCUCUCUUCUCUCUUCAGUCCUUGUUCGUUCCUCCCUCUCUGUUUAUCUGUCUGUCCGUUAGGAUGGCGGAGCUGGAGGGUCUGGAGUUUGGGAAGUCAGAUUUUGUCCUUCUGGAUGAGGUGAACAUGGAGCAGUUUAUGGAGAAUCUGAAGUUAAGGUUUGAGAAAGCCCGUAUCUACACCUUCAUAGGUGAGGUGGUGGUGUCAGUCAAUCCCUACAAACAGAUGGACAUCUACGGGAAAGAGGCCAUCGACGCGUACCGCGGCCGGGAGCUGUACGAGAACCCACCCCACCUGUACGCUGUGGCCGACGCUGCGUACAAGGCCAUGAAGAGACGGGCCAAAGACACCUGCAUCGUCAUAUCAGGUGAGAGUGGAGCGGGAAAGACAGAGGCUAGCAAGUACAUCAUGCAGUACAUCGCAGCUAUUACCAACCCCAGCCAGAGAGCAGAGGUUGAGAGUGUGAAGAACGUUCUGCUGAAGUCCAACUGUGUGCUGGAGGCCUUCGGCAACGCCAAGACCAACCGCAACGACAACUCCAGCCGCUUCGGCAAGUACAUGGACAUCAACUUCAACUUCAACGGCGACCCCACCGGCGGACAUAUUAACAACUACCUGCUGGAGAAGUCAAGGGUUGUUCAGCAGCAGAGAGGAGAGAGGAACUUCCACUCCUUCUAUCAGUUACUGCGUGGAGGCUCAGAGGAAAUGCUGGGGUCACUUCACCUCCAGAAUGACCCUGUCAACUAUGUGUAUACCAGAGAAGGAGCUGCCUCCACUACAUCCAACAAUGACCGGUCCAGUCACAGGGCUGUGCUGAGUGCCCUGCAGGUGAUUGGCUUCUCAGAGGAGGAGAUCGACUCCAUCUACAGGAUCCUGGGGACCAUCCUCAUCCUGGGCAACCUGCAGUUCGAGACAGACAGUGAGAGUGUCCAGGUGGUGGGUUCGGAGGCUGUGAGUCACAUCGCUGGGCUGACCACCACAGAGCCAGACAACGUGACUAAGAGCCUGCUGUACCGCACUGUGGCCACCGGGGGCGGAGAGGUCAUAGAGAAGGGACACACUGAAAAGGAGGCCUGCUUCGGCCGGGACGCUUUCGCCAAGGUACUGGGCUGGUCACUAUUAGCACAGCAAGAUUUGUUGAUUGACUACUUUAACAACCAGAUCAUCGUGGACCUGGUGGAACAGCCCCAUAAGGGCAUCAUCUCGGUGUUGGACGAGGCCUGUCUCACUGUGGGUAAGGUGACAGACACCAUCUGCCUGGAGAGCAUGGAUGCUAAGCUGGGACAACACCCUCACUACACCUCCCGCAAGCUCACCCCAUCAGACAAGACCAUGGAGUUCCACAGAGACUUCCGUAUCCGCCACUAUGCUGGGGACGUCACGUACUACUUCUCCUGUCAUUACACCUGUGUUCGCUUUUAUAACCUCUUUCUCACUUCUCUCUCUCUCUCUCUCUCUCUCUCGUUCUGUAGUUCCAACCCUGUGCUGAAGGAGAUGUGGCCCGAUGGUCAGCUGAGCAUCACAGAGGUCACUAAACGACCCCUGACUGCAGCCACCCUCUUCAAGAAUUCCAUUGUGGCCCUUGUGGAUAAACUGGGCUGCAAGGAGCCAUACUAUGUGCGCUGCAUCAAGCCCAAUGAGAUGAAGUCUCCCGUGCUGUUUGACGACGCCCGAUGCCAACACCAGGUGGCCUACCUGGGCCUGCUGGAGAAUGUCAGGGUGCGGAGGGCAGGGUUCGCCUACCGCCAGCCCUACGCACGCUUCCUACAGAGGUAUAAGAUGACGUGUGAGUACACCUGGCCCAAUCACCUGAUGGAGACAGACAGGGAGGCAGUGGAGGCUAUCGUUACGCAGCACGGUUUUCAGGACGACGUGGCGUAUGGACACACCAAGCUGUUUGUGCGAACACCUCGGUCCCUUUUCACGCUGGAGCAGGAGAGAGCUGCGCUCAUCCCCAUCCUGGUGCUGUUCCUACAGAAGGUAUGGCGCGGGGCACUGGCGAGGAUGAGGUGCCAGCGUAUGCGUGCCAUCUAUGCCAUCAUGGGCUGCUACAAGCGCUACAAGGUCAAGGCCCACUUCUGGGAGGUAGAACGACGUUUCACCAACGUACGCAACAUGGCUGACUAUGGGAAGAGCGUGGAGUGGCCCACGCCGCCGGCAGCCCUCGCACAGUUCGACAGCAUCACUCAACAGCUGCAUCGCAGGUGGCGUGCCAGGCAGAUAGUGAAGAACAUCCCUCCGUCUGACAUGGGGGAGGUGAGGGCCAAGGUGGCUGCUCUGGGGGCUCUGAGUGGGGAGAGGAAGGACUGGGGCUGUGGCCGACCCUGGGAGAGGGACUACCUGUCUAACGUGAGGGACUGCCCUCAGACCAGCUCUAACUUCCUACGGAUCUCCAAAGAGCUGAGAAACAAAGACCAGUACAACCAGGUCCUCUUCUCAGGGUUCUGUAGGAAGGUGAAUCGGUUCAAUAAAAGCACAGACCGAGCCUUGUUUAUUACGGAAAAACAUUACAAACUGGACCCCAAAAAACAGUUCAAGGUGUUGAAAAGACUGCCUCUAGAGAGUAUGACAGGCCUGAGCAUCACUGCAGGCGUUGACCAGAUGGUGGCGCUACACACCUCCUCCCAGGAUGAUGUCCUUCUCUACAUCCAGAGAGGAGAGCUGUGCCCCAACCAGGACCGCAUCGGGGAGCUGCUGGGAACGCUCAUUGACCACUUCACGCGAGUGAGGAACACCCCGCUACCAGUGAAGGUUUGCUGCUCGGCCAUCCAGCUGCACAUGCGGGGCAAGCCCAAGAGUGUAACCCUGGAGACCAAGGCCGGCCAGGCCCACGCAGACUUCCGUAAGAACCGCGACGGUUUCACCCUCCUGAUCCCCUCCAACUGAGACAGUCACCACCAGCUACCCCAGGCACAUUCUAAUCUGGACCUCAAAGCCUGCUGAUUUUCAUGUUCUUGGAAAAGGAGCUUCAAUCUUAUUGGUUGAAAAUGUAAAACCAAUGCACUGAUGGUUGGAGUUGGAACUACUCAUUAUGGCAGGGACUCACACUGGCCAUGGGAUGUUUUUGUCAUAUUAUGUAUGGUAUAGAUGCUCACAGGUAUAACAUUUAACUUUAAAAAACAUAUUUUUUAUAWGAUUUCAUGUUUUUGCACUUUUCAGGGAAUUAACAGAUAUAUAGGCAAGAGACUGAAAUGCAAACAAGAAUAGCAAUAUUUGACAUACAUUCUUUCAGACUAACUUAGCUUAGCUACAGUGUUUUUAUACUGUAUAUUCAGCAGAGAAGACAGCUAUUUUACUGCCUUUGAGAAAUGGGAAUACUCCUUUAAAGUGCAACAUCUCAACACGCUGCCUUGUAAGGGCAGACCAUGAGAUUAAUAGCAACAAUGAAAAAGCAAAUAAAUAAUUUAUUAAAAUGUA
Molecule: messenger RNA, 3479 nt
Organism: Salvelinus sp. IW2-2015
Lineage: Eukaryota; Metazoa; Chordata; Actinopteri; Salmoniformes; Salmonidae
Source: RefSeq, a predicted model, not a curated record